Gorilla gorilla gorilla (western lowland gorilla) is the source of this 1927-nucleotide messenger RNA. RefSeq names its product solute carrier family 35 member A4 (gene SLC35A4). The transcript has a single exon. Gene Ontology annotation, cellular component: Golgi membrane. Lineage: Eukaryota; Metazoa; Chordata; Mammalia; Primates; Hominidae. Gene Ontology annotation, biological process: pyrimidine nucleotide-sugar transmembrane transport. Bases 1 to 975 code for a protein of 324 amino acids. The record is from RefSeq and is a predicted model, not a curated record. Gene Ontology annotation, molecular function: pyrimidine nucleotide-sugar transmembrane transporter activity.
AUGAGUGUAGAGGAUGGGGGUAUGCCAGGCCUGGGCCGUCCCAGGCAGGCCCGCUGGACCCUGAUGCUACUCCUAUCCACUGCCAUGUACGGUGCCCAUGCCCCAUUGCUGGCACUGUGCCAUGUGGACGGCCGAGUGCCCUUCCGGCCCUCCUCAGCCGUGCUGCUGACUGAGCUGACCAAGCUACUGUUAUGCGCCUUCUCCCUUCUGGUAGGCUGGCAAGCAUGGCCCCAGGGGGCCCCACCCUGGCGCCAGGCUGCUCCCUUCGCACUGUCAGCCCUGCUCUAUGGCGCUAACAACAACCUGGUGAUCUAUCUUCAGCGUUACAUGGACCCCAGCACCUACCAGGUGCUGAGUAAUCUCAAGAUUGGAAGCACGGCUGUGCUCUACUGCCUCUGCCUCCGGCACCGCCUCUCUGUGCGUCAGGGGUUAGCGCUGCUGCUGCUGAUGGCUGCGGGGGCCUGCUAUGCAGCAGGGGGCCUUCAAGUUCCCGGGAACACCCUUCCCAGUCCCCCUCCAGCAGCUGCUGCCAGCCCCAUGCCCCUGCAUAUCACUCCGCUAGGCCUGCUGCUCCUCAUUCUGUACUGCCUCAUCUCAGGCUUGUCUUCAGUGUACACAGAGCUGCUCAUGAAGCGACAGCGGCUGCCCCUGGCACUUCAGAACCUCUUCCUCUACACUUUUGGUGUGCUUCUGAAUCUAGGUCUGCAUGCUGGCGGCGGCUCCGGCCCAGGCCUCCUGGAAGGUUUCUCAGGAUGGGCAGCACUUGUGGUGCUGAGCCAGGCACUAAAUGGACUGCUCAUGUCCGCUGUCAUGAAGCAUGGCAGCAGCAUCACACGCCUCUUUGUGGUAUCCUGCUCACUGGUGGUCAACGCCGUGCUCUCAGCAGUCCUGCUACGGCUGCAGCUCACAGCCGCCUUCUUCCUGGCCACAUUGCUCAUUGGCCUGGCCAUGCGCCUGUACUAUGGCAGCCGCUAGUCCCUGACAACUUCCACCCUGAUUCCGGACCCUGUAGAUUGGGCGCCACCACCAGAUCCCCCUCCCAGGCCUUCCUCCCCCUCCCAUCAGCAGCCCUGUAACAAGUGCCUUGUGAGAAAAGCUGGAGAAGUGAGGGCAGCCAGGUUAUUCUCUGGAGAUCGGUGGAUGAAGGGGUACCCCUAGGAGACGUGAAGUGUGGGUUUGGUUAAGGAAAUGCUUACCAUCCCCCACCCCCAACCAAGUUCUUCCAGACUAAAGAAUUAAGGUAACAUCAAUACCUAGGCCUGAGAAAUAACCCCAUCCUUGUUGGGCAGCUCCCUGCUUUGUCCUGCAUGAACAGAGUUGAUGAAAGUGGGGUGUGGGCAACAAGUGGCUUUCCUUGCCUACUUUAGUCACGCAGCAGAGCCACUGGAGCUGGCUAGUCCAGCCCAGCCAUGGUGCAUGACUCUUCCAUAAGGGAUCCUCACCCUUCCACUUUCAUGCAAGAAGGCCCAGUUGCCACAGAUUAUACAACCAUUACCCGAACCACUCUGACAGUCUCCUCCAGUUCCAGCAAUGCCUAGAGACAUGCUCCCUGCCCUUUCCACAGUGCUGCUCCCCACACCUAGCCUUUGUUCUGGAAACCCCAGAGAGGGCUGGGCUUGACUCAUCUCAGGGAAUGUAGCCCCUGGGCCCUGGCUUAAGCCGACACUCCUGACCUCUCUGUUCACCCUGAGGGCUGUCUUGAAGCCCGCUACCCACUCUGAGGCUCCUAGGAGGUACCAUGCUUCCCACUCUGGGGCCUGCCCCUGCCUAGCAGUCUCCCAGCUCCCAACAGCCUGGGGAAGCUCUGCACAGAGUGACCUGAGACCAGGUACAGGAAACCUGUAGCUCAAUCAAUGUCUCUUUAACUGCAUAAGCAAUAAGAUCUUAAUAAAGUCUUCUAGGCUGUAGGGUGGUUCCUACAACCACA